Zootermopsis nevadensis is the source of this 8377-nucleotide messenger RNA. The record is from RefSeq and is a predicted model, not a curated record. Lineage: Eukaryota; Metazoa; Arthropoda; Insecta; Blattodea; Termopsidae.
UACAACAGCGAGUUCCACGUUUCAUCAGCAAAUGCAUCAUUAAUUCUUCUGGUUCGGGUGCUCAUAUAUGCUUUUAGUUUUGCAGUGUAUGCUACUACUUUUCACCCCAUAUAGCGCGCCCUGCUUAUGUGGCCCGAGGUUCACUCAGCAGUUCCGGAUAUAUGAUAUAUUUCUGUGUUAAUGGCCGACGCCAUUUUGAUCGGGAGUGACAUUGUACACUGUGACAAAAGCGUUAAGGUUGGUCUUGUGAGUGCCGGUAAAACGUGUGUUAACGGAAUUACAUUUACAAAAUACUAGAGGUUCUAAAAAUGGGGUGUCUAAUUCUUCCAAUUGGUAAAUUUAUUAUUCAGUUGCUCCAAGCGAUCUGCGCAUUAUCGCAGUCAGAACUGAGUUGCAACGUCGAGAGAGCACAGGGAGUUGGAAAGUGAGUCUAGCCUACUUGUGCGGGAGUCGAACAAUACCCUUCGUCGGUUGGGGCCCAACUGCUAUCUUUCUGUGGUGAAUCUACUCUUCCCGAUGUCCGCGUCACGCGUAUCGGACCUCUCAAAGUAUAAAUGCGUCGCUGGAACACGUGUGAUGCAGUAAACAACAGUGAUUUCAUGUUAAUAUGGCAAAAAUUCUCAACAAGGAUCCAGUCACAUACCAACGGGAACGUGAUGGUUUUAUACGAGACUUAAAGCACUUCCACGAAACCCGUGGGACACCAUUUCGGAAAGUCCCCCAGAUAAAUGGCCGUGAAAUAGACCUCUAUCUCCUAUAUGUCCUCGUCACUGCCCAUGGAGGAUGGGUGAAGGUGAACAGUCGGAAUGAGUGGGAGUCGCUGGUGGAACACUUCUCCCUGCCCAAACAAUGCGCCAACUGCGGAGUGGGGCUUAAGCAGAUCUACCUCAGGCAUCUCGACCGAUACGAGAAGGUUCACUACUUGGGCGAGGACGUGGAACGAGGUAGUGAUGACGACGAAGAGACCCGACACCGACGUUGGUCCGCCCGGGCCCUGCACUGUGUACCCCUCACCUACAAUCACCAUCAGCACAACGUUGCAGAUGCUCUCCGUUCAUACAAUGGGCUGUCAGCAGACCUGUAUAGAGCAUCGGAUUAUGAUCGCUUGGCACUGUCUCUGGUGUCACCACUACCAAAUGAGCAGGAUUUUGCACUCAAUGUGUGUACACUUUUGUCCAAUGAGGGCAAACACACCCUUAAAUUGGACAAGUACCCACGUCUCAUUGAUUUCUUACUGGCUCAUGCUGGCGUCUUCAACCAUUCAUCAACGCGAGACUUAUUUGAAGAGGUAUACAGGAAUCUGCGGAAACACUCUCUGAAACAUUUUUGGCCAGAUGCGCUGGCAGAUUUAGACCUGUGUGACUUGGCAGAUGAAACUCUGUUCCCCACAAAAAAACCCAAGGUGAAGGAAGUGGUAUGUGAAGCUGAUGGUAACGCGGGAUUGGCUGCUGCCAACUCUAUCAGUGACAGACCAUCACGAAGUAGUAGUAGGUGCAGCGAUGGACUUGAAAUUAAAACUGGUAGUUAUAGUGAUAUUAUGGAGAAGAUGGACAUGGAACUCUUGCCUGGCAUAGUUGAUGGGGAGAGAGAGGGAAUGGUGGACAGUGCUACAAGCAUGGAGGUAGAUGUUUCAGAUUUGUUCGACGAUGUGUGCGCUGAAGAAUCUGUGGAGGGGACUGAAACGUCAAGGCACGAGUUCUACGAAGAGGGAGAAGAUGGACUUUUGGCUGACGUGGAUGCAAAUGAUAAAAUGUCUGAGAGCAGGCUCAAGGUUCCAUUGAAGAUAGAGCCCUCAGAUUUGGAAUUAUUCUGUUUGGGAAGAUCGUUUGGGACGCAAGAUUAUGUCGGUCAGAGAGUGCUUCAAGUGGCGACAAUCCUUCGCAACUUAAGUUUUGGAGAGGAGAAUGUGGUCACUUUGGCUCGCAGCGGGCCAUUUCUGCGUUUCUUGCUGCUGUGUGCUGGCUCACGAUGGAAUUCUCUACACCAGCUGGGACUGGACAUGCUAGGCAAUGUUGCCCACGAGGUGUUGAUGGAGGAUCCCGGCACAGAUCGUCUGGCCGCGUGUAUGCUGAGCUCAGUGUCUCGUGGCCUGCACUCCCAGGAUCGGCUUGUCAUCCUGUCGUGCCUUGAGGUGCUUAAUAAGUUGAGUCAGAAGGAUGAGAAUGAGGAUAUAAUGUUGCGGUACCUAGACCAACAUGUCUAUGACCAGGUGUGCACGUUCCUCACACUUCACGACAUCAUGCUUCUCAUCUACACUCUCGAGUGCCUGUACUCACUCUCGUCGCUGGGUGAGCGUGCCUGCAAUUGUAUCGUGCGGGUACAUGGUGCCAUUGAUACACUGGUAUCACUCAUCACAGUUGAGGCACAAAGCUAUGGGCCAAAGGCUUGCAUCCUAAUGCGUGUGGUUGAGACCGUGUCUGGAACACAAGCAGGUUCCACAACAACCACUAACACAACAUCUACUGCCAUGGCUGCUGGGACUCAAAACCCUAACCCUCCUGCACCCAUCGUAUCAACUCCUGUGCGUCCUCCAGCUGCCACCACUCCUCAGCGACAGUCAACACCCCAGAGAGUGGUGAUAGGUGCCCCGCAGCCAGCAGUAGCUACGCCAGUGUCGUUGACGACGGCACAGACGCCCCAGCAGUAUCAGCAGCAACAGCAUGCUCACCAGCAAGCUGCGCAGGAGAAUGAGCAGUUUGCUCUGGCAUGGUUACGUGCAACCUUUGAACCAGCCACUGGCUGCCGCAUCGAGCAGGCAGAGCUGUAUAAGCAGUAUCUGAAUGCGUGUGCUAAGAUUGGUCGCCGAGGUGUCAUCGCUCCUCUUCAUUUUCCUCGCUGUGUCAGGUCUGUCUUUGGAGGCACCAUCGGGCCCAACCCUCAGAAGCAGCCGGGCGGUAUGGCUGUCAGUGGGAGUGCGGAGCAGCCGGGAACCAACAGCCUGAUGUUCUACGAGGGUAUAAAGGUGCGAGCAAAUCCAUUCUCAGUCCCUGUAUCAGUGUCCGGUACCAUUCAGCAGCCGCCAUCACCCCAGCCAGUGCAGCAGUCGCCUUCACCGACAAUGCCUGUACAGCGCAAGGGUCUUAAUAUUGUUACCAAGACAGUGACCCCUCCCCCACCUACCACAUCUCCAGCUCCCCAAGCCAUAUCUGAUAGUUCUGCCAGUUCGGGUGAUGCCUCACUGCCUGUUGCUCCUGCGCCCGCCUCCCCCAUCCUCAAAGCUCAGUUGAGUGCUCCACCGAAACAAAGGGAGACUCCAAAAGGGGAUGCAAAGAGUCAGGUGUUGGCUCAUCCCCACUUGACCCAAGCCCUGUUGGGAAGCAGUGGGGGAUCCCCAAAUUCUGCUACUGGUGGUAAGGCGUUGCCGGGGUCCAAUAAAGAAGUGGCAGGGGGUGGCCCUCCCACAUCACUCAUCAAGAGCCUUCUGGCUACCAAGGUAAACGCUGCCGGCAGUGAGUGCAUGAUGCCCCAGCCUGCUACUGUAGCAGCGAGUAGCAUGAUGCCUGAAGCGUGCUCUACUACCACUACUACUGAAUCCACAUCCACCAAGCAGCCGCCCCCAGCACCGCAGGUCACACAGCGCCAACAGCAGCAACGACUCUUGCAGCAGCAGUUACAGUCGCAGAAGAUGGAUUCAUCUUCACCGCCACCACUACUUCCACCCUCUACAUCAAACAGUGUUCAAGGCAAGGGAGUGGGAAACAUAACCUCCAAGAGCAAACCUUCUGCUGCUGCUGCUGCUGGAGUAGCAACAACCACCACUACAACGGUGAAGAGUCCUGAUCCUCGUCAGAGAGUGUCACGCAUCAAUGGAGCAAGGACACCUCUUCAGGUGCAGUCUCAGACGACGCCAUUGCAGGCCCAGACACAAACACAGGCACAGUUGGAACCAUUAAGGGAUGCAGCUGGAGAGAACAGCAGUAAUGGCUCCUGCUCCAUGGCCUCUAGCAUCAUAACCACUGCUACUCAGUGUGUUGUAAAUCCAGGAGUCAUUACUCAAAUACCAACUAGAGUGAUUACAGAAAAUCAUGUCCCUUCUCCAGCCCUGGCCAUUGGAGGUGGAAAUCUUGCUCUGAGGGGUCGCCGAGAGCCUCCCCAGCCUCCACCUCCUCCAUUAGCCCCUCUCAGCAACUCUUGUCUGCCCUCCAGAUUAGAUGUUGAGGAUUCUGACUCAACAGGUAACAAUUCUCUCGCGUCAAGUAGUAGAGAUUGCAGUGGAAUAUGUACGGGCAAUAUCUCGUCUACAGAUGAUGGAGAUAAUUCUCUUACAAGUUUUGAAGGCCUCUUGCUUAAUGGCAUUCCUCAUUCACUCGAUAUUGAUGCUGCAUCAAAUGACAGCAGCUCAAAGGAUUCGGCACGGAGCUCCUCACAACAGCAAAAUCCUAAACCUGCAGGAACUAAGAGCCUUAUGUUGGCAGACUUGCUGGAGAAGAAAGUAGACAAAAAGGAGCCUCCAAUACUGAACGGUGUGCUUGGAAAAGAACUUCGUAUUGGUGAGAAGGGUUUGGAACUUGUGGAAAAUCAUCUUGAGAAAGUGCUGAAAGAAAGUUCCAUCACACAGACAAAAUCAGUUGAUGUUAAGGAAACCUCAAAGAAUGUAGGAGGUAUUAGUGAUAAUUGUAGUGAGUCCAUUGGUGUGGUUAGGACAGUAGGACAAGUUUCUAACAAUUUGGCAGGUGUUCCCAACAAUGAAAAAGGAAAUACUGCAUUUAAGACAGUAGGUAUUGGCACAACUGAUGAGCCCCUCAUGGGUAACUCUGUUGUGGCCCCGAAUGAACAAGUGAAGUAUGGGGUAAUGACUCAGCAGACACAGACUGUUCAAACAUUGAAACGGCCAGCUGCCGAGAGUCUCGGAGCUGAGGAUGGAGUCUCAGAAGCGAAACGGCCACACCUGUCCCCAGAGUCUGUGAUGAAUGGGACAUCCUCCCCGGGGCCUAUCUCAGCAGGCAUAGAACAAAACCCAGGACCCCUGUCACCAGGUUCAACAGACAAAUCUACAUCAUCAAGUGCAUCAGCUGAUAAUACAGAAGCUGUAAACGCAUCUCCAUCAGCAGCAAACUUGUAUGCAGCACUAGCUGCCUCUGCAUUGGAAGAUGAGCCAGAACUUGAGUUGCCACCACCUCCACCAACGCAAGUGCUGGUACAAAGUGCUAGUGGUUUACGGCAAGCCGUGUUUCUGGGCCAGGGUGUUGAGUCUGGCCCGCAGCAGCAGCUGAUUGUGACAGCAGCACCAAGGCAGAUCAUUGUAUCCCAGGGACAGCUAGCCCCGCAGGGACAGGUACUAAUCACAGCAGGAGGUCAGCUCACUCUACAGCAGGGACCCAAUGCAGCCACAGCCACCAUAAAGACCCCAACAGGCCACCAGGCAGUGCCUGUUCUGGUCCAGACAGGAGGUAGUGCAGCACAAAGGACGCAGAUAUCUGCAGUGACUCAUUCGCAGGGAGCACAGCUGAUGCAGGCUGGCCAAGUGGUACUUUCUCAGUCAAGUUCUGGCCAGUUUAUCCUCUCUCAGGCCCCAGCACAAGGACAGGUCCAGUUGGUCCAGACAAGCAGUGGUCAGGGAGGCCAGUACAUUGUGUCUACAAGUAGCAGUUCUGGCCAGGCUCAUUAUGUGGUUGCACAACCCCAGACUGCACUGGUACAGGGUCAGACACAGACAGUUCUGGUGGCACAGACACCUCAGCAGCAGGGUACAGGCACGAAGACAAUCAUCAUCCUACAGCCCCAGAGUUCUUCAUCUGCCACUCACCACCAGAAGGUGGUUGUGACACCACAGGGUCAACCUGUUGUUGUGACGCAGGUUCCGCGGCCUAUCCUUCAGAGUCCAGCCAUCUCCAAUCCCCCUUCUGCAUCCAUCCCUCCUCCAGCACUUGUGCCAACCUCAAGUGCCCCUCCUCAACCCCCACUAUCUCCUGCCUCUCCUUCACUUCAGCCUGUGAAGCAUGUGAGUACUUCCACUGUGGCUACAUCAACUAAUACGACUCCUGUUCAUAUACCUUCCCGGGUUGCCUCCACUGGCACAUCAACUAGUCUACCUCCGGCUCAGCCCCUAACAAGGGCCAUCACUCCAACAAACUUGUCGACCACCACACUGGCUCCUGUCUCACCAUCACCGGUAACUGCCACAAAAACUAAUGCCAAACCACCUACCGUUCAUCCUACAGCAGUGCCUGCUAUCCCAAGGCCUCCACUCUCUCCAUCACCCACAGCUCUUAAUUCACCAAGAGCCACCCCAGUUCAGCCACCUAAACAAACAAGAACCUUACCCAACACUAGGCCUCAGUCAUCAAGUACCCCUGUAACUGAAACUAAUUCAGAUAAAUCCACACUCCAGAACACUGUAAGAAGCAGCAAGCCGCCAUGCCAGCCAACCCCUCCACAAACAAGACUGAUGACAGCAGGGUCUAUUGUGGAUCAGGCCAUCUUCUUGUGUGAAUGGAGGGGAUGUAUGCGGAGCUUCAAGUCUGCGAACGAGGUCUACAUGCAUGCUUGUGAAGCACACUGCCCAUUGGGCAGUGAAGAAAUUCAGUGUCUGUGGGAACGCUGUGAUGCCAUGAAGCGAAAGCGCUUUUCUCUCAUGACACAUCUUUAUGAUCGACAUUGCAAUGCUGAUGUUCUUCGUAUGAUGGCAGUACGUCGUCGGCAACUUUCUCAGAGUGGGAGGAGCGAGAUUCCCCCACCCCAACCUCCACCCCCACAUCCUGGAUAUGCCCCAAAUGCAGCCUUCCAUGCUAUUAAAAGGCAUGCACUUGAAUUUGUUAACCCCAAGGAGAUGAUGACCGUGCUGCAGAGGCCCACUAAACCAGGGCCACCUGCGACUAUUCCAGCUCGGACUGGCCCAAGCCCGCCCGAGCAGGAACAAGGAAGAAAGGAUGACAAUGAGGGUCCAGUUACAAAGAGCAUCCGACUUACAUCUUCACUUAUUCUUCGUAACCUAGUCAUCUAUUCUACAAAUGGAAAAAGAUUUCUGCGAAGCUAUGAGCCCCAUUUGGCUAGUGUUGCAUUAAGCAAUGUGGAGUCAUCACGAACAAUUGCACAAGUACUGUAUGACAUGAACCAACAGACGAGUCAGAGAUGACCCAGUUAGGUUUAGCAAAACCGAUGAACGGACAGUAGUGAUGGUCUCAUUGAACUAUGUCUCGAAGUGUAGUGCGUGUGCCAGUGUCAGUGUCGUGAAGGAAAGUGGGUGUGGCAGUAGGAAUGGCACAGUCCACCAAGUUAUCGAUCUGGUGUGCAUCGCUCUUAUCGUUGUAUAUUUAUUUUCGCAGUGCCCCAGUCUCUUGUAGCAAAUAUGAGCUAUUGAAAAUGUACAAAUCUUAACUAAUUGCUGUAAUGAAGAUUUUUAAAGGAGAAGCAGGCUUAUACGUUUGUUGGUAUUGGACAACUUUUUAUGAAACAAAUAAUUUAUACAACUAAGCUUUGAAAACUUCUGUCAGAAUGCAGGUGUAAAGAAUAACUGUCUCUCUCAGCAGUGUUGUAAAUCAUGUUUGUCUUUUCUUCUGACCCACACUUAACUCUGGGUUGGAGCAACAUGCUUUUACAUAUUUUAAUGACUUCUUAAACGUUGAAAGUUUUUUUACGUGACUUGUGUUGCAUUACCCAUGGAGAUAAAUGUGCAAUUCUUUUUUCUAAUAUUUAUUGGCAAGAAAAUUAUGUAUGUGCAAACAUUGUAUAUAGUUUCCCAUCACAUGGGCAAUUCCUAUUAGAGCAACAUUGAAUGUGGAACCUGUCUGUUUUGGAAAUAGUAAUGUGUCAUAGAAUAACUAGCAUUUUUUUGUGUAUAGAACACCAGAGGAAAAAGAAUGUGCACAUCCAUUUUAGUGAACAGUAUGAUUAUUGUUAUCCUGUUUCAACUUAAAUUUGUCCACCUGGACCUUGAGAACAAUGGUAGCUCCUUGACAACUGACUGAAAAUUGGCCCAAUUAUGAUUGGUCUUCAGUAAUUUUAUAUCAGUAUUACAAAAGGAAAACAUAGGAGUUGGAAGAUGGCAAGAUCAUUCUUACUUUUUAAUCAGGAGGAAUAAAAUCUUUACUUUUGUUUCUACAUUCAUUUAUCGUAUUAGAUGCGUUGAACUUUUUUAGACUCUUGAAGUCUCUGCAGUUGUUUUGAAAUCAGAAAGUAAUUCAUUCCAUGGCACAAGCUGCACCUUCCUCCUGUUCAAGUUUCAUUUGACAAGGCGAGAAACAGAUCUGUGCUGCACCUAGUGAAAGGAAUGCAAACAAAUCCAGCCACGUGUACCAUGCUGGUUUUCAUUGGUACUGUAUUCAUGGUCUAUUUUCAUGUUUUUUUUGUCAUUCUUUUGUAUGAAAAAAGUAGAUACAUUUAGGAAGCACUGUACAAUGUUCACAAAAAAUCUUUCAGAAAUAAAUAAUUGCAUUUA